AUGGCUCCCGGAGCAUUGGUCGCCGACCCUCUCCACGACGGACUGCCCACCGUCAAGAGGACAGAAGCCCCGCGCUCCAUCUUCCCCGAUGGAAUCCGCACGUCUGGCCAGCAUCCCCCGCUGUACGACCGCCUCAGGCCCUAUGCAGACUUCCCCAAGGAGAUCUCCGGCCCGACGCUGUGGAAGAGGGAGACGUACGAGAACAACCCCGAGCGCUGGACGCACCCCUUCACCGACGAGGAAGUCCAGGAGCUGAGCGACACUGCCGAUGCCUUUAUCGCGAGCGGCACUCCCCUAGAGGGUAUAUCCAAGGUUGGCCUCAAUUCAACCUCAAUUCAUCUAUUUCACAUGUGGCUAACCAUCACGCAGGAAAACUUCCCGCUCCCCAAGCUGAGCAAGGUCCUCGGCGCCCUCCGCGAGGACCUCAUCAACGGCAAGGGCUUCAUCCUCUUCAAGCGCUUCCCGGCCCAGGAGUGGUCCCCGCGCAAGAACGCCGUCGCCUACAUGGGGCUGGGCACCUACAUCGGCUACUUCCUCUCGCAGAACGGCCUGGGCCACGUCCUCGGCCACGUCAAGGACGUCGGCGACGACGCCACCCAGAUCGACAAGGUGCGCAUCUACCGCACCACCGCCCGCCAGUUCUUCCACGCCGACGACGGCGACGUCGUGGGCUUGCUCUGCGUCCACCGCGCGGCUGAGGGCGGGGAGAGCGACAUUGUCAGUAUUCACAAUGUCUGGAACACGCUGCAGCGCGAGAACCCGGACGUCGCGGAGCUGCUCACCCAGCCGGUGUGGUACUUUGACCGCAAGGGCGAGACGUCCGAGGGGCAGAACGAGUGGGUGCGCCAGCCGGUCUUCUACAUCGAGGACGGCGGGGAGGAGCGCGUGUACUGCAAGUGGGAUCCGUACUACGUGCGCUCGCUGACGAGGUUCUCGGACAAGGGGCUCGUGCCGCCGCUGAGCGACGCGCAGAAGAGGGCGAUGGAGGUGCUGGAGGAUACGUGCCAGAGGCUGGCCCUGCACAUGAUUCUCGAGGUGGGCGACAUCCAGUUCGUGAGCAACACGCAUCUGCUCCACGCCAGGACGGCCUACAAGGACUACCCUCCGCCAUCUCCUCGGCGUCACCUGCUCAGGCUCUGGCUCUCUACGCCCCAAGGCGAGGGCGGCUGGGCACUGCCCUUCCACGACAGCUUCGAGAAGAAGCGGGGUGGCAUCCAGGUGGACAACACUGCGCCCAGAGCACCUCUGGAUGCGGAGUAA
This is a messenger RNA of Clonostachys rhizophaga, 1260 nucleotides long. Lineage: Eukaryota; Fungi; Ascomycota; Sordariomycetes; Hypocreales; Bionectriaceae. The record is from the annotation of a GenBank genome assembly.